This is a messenger RNA of Melitaea cinxia (Glanville fritillary), 3691 nucleotides long. RefSeq lists its product as uncharacterized. The transcript has 10 exons. Gene Ontology annotation, molecular function: protein binding. NCBI's taxonomy places the organism in Eukaryota, Metazoa, Arthropoda, Insecta, Lepidoptera, Nymphalidae. Bases 1 to 3306 code for a protein of 1101 amino acids. The record is from RefSeq and is a predicted model, not a curated record.
AUGCAUGGUGAUCCAAUGUUUUAUUAUGGAUCCGUCAAACCGGUCCGCAACUGUACGCAGGAUGCUGUUUGUGCUCGCAAAUCGUAUCCAACAACAGGAUGUAUGUACGAAGGACGAUGGUACGCAGCGGGCUCGUCAGUACGCACACGAGAGGCUUGCCUGUCGUGUGCGUGUGCGCACGGCGCGUUGUCUUGCCGUCGCCGCGCAUGUGCACCACUGCCCGAACCCCCACCGCGUUGUCAUAUUUUGCACCAGAGAGGAGAGUGCUGUCCUGAACUACGUUGCCCUGAUGGUAUAAAGCACUUAGAAAUUGGAUCAUCUGCUAGACUGGACGACACCAAUAUCGACACUCCUUCAUCGAUAUCACAUGUGUUUCCAGCUUGUGUGGAAGGCGGGACGGUUUAUGCGGCGGGUUCAGCGAUGAGUUCAAACACGGCCUGCGAACAGUGUUUCUGUUUGGGAGGGAUGAGACGCUGCGUGAGGCCAGUCUGCUUGCCUCCCCCACCUGGGUGUAAAGCUCGUCCAGCCGCCGGUGCCUGCUGCCCACAGCGCUAUUACUGUGACCAUACCACUACUAAACCCCCUAGUGAUAGAAACUCCCAUGACUGCAUAACUUCUGAAGGAAAGUGGGCCUCUGAAGGAGAACGAGUAAUUUCUGCGGAAACUGUCGCUGAAUGUGUUCAAUGUUUCUGUCUGCGUGGUUCCAUUCGCUGUCAACACUUAUCGUGUGCUCCAACUCUGCAAGGGUGUAAGCCUUUGGUACAACCAGGACAUUGCUGCCCACAUCAAUAUCAAUGCGGUCAUAAAAAUGAUACAAAGUCACACAAUCCAAAUGUGCUACGGAUGGAUAUUUUGAUACCUUUGAAAAACGAAGUUAGGUCGUUUCAUACAUCGAAAGCGACAAAACGAGAAACUACUAUUAAGGAAGGGACGACUGAUAAAAGUACGCCAGCAGUUACCGUCGCUAAGUCCGAUUUGAUCACAAAUAUGAAAAUUAAAAAGAAUACUGAAGAAUCUGUAAUCUUCAACCCUAAACAGAAACAAUAUAAAAGUACUUUAACAACUUUAGACAUGGAACCAACUACUCAAACUCUUAGUGAUAUAUCUACAACCGUUGAUGACGAAUUUACUACAGAAGAUGAUUACCUAGAAACCACUACAGAACAACCUGAGGGAUCAGUUAAAAUUAUUAUUAAUGGCACUAUAAAUUGUACAGCAGAACUAUCUUCUACUUCAUUACUUCUAAAUGUUUCCAAUGACGAUGAUUCUCUAUGGAUUAAAAGUGAUACUCAACCGCGCAUACCACUUACUGACAAUACUGAAAAUCAUACGUAUCCGCCCAUGGAUAUAAUAACCAAUAAAAACAAUAACGAUGAUUUGGACGAUAAUGAAACAUUUACUAUUAAUGUAACCAGUUCGUUGAGGACAAAUACAACUCAUACUACAUCAGCGACAAUAACCUCGUCGUCAGUUCACCCUAAAACUGUACCACCUGCCUUACUUGGUGUUGCUAAUGCGUCUAAAGUAAAGAAAGAAGAAACCGAUUAUGACUAUAAUGAGCCUACAUUACCACCAUCUUUGCCAAAUUUGAAAAUUAUUCCCUUUGUAGCAGCUGAUGCGGUUGUGGAUGAUGAUGAAGUAGCGUCGAAAGAAAGUCUUGACUAUCCUCUAUUGGAGACAGAUGACAAAUUCCCUGUCUAUUACCCAAAUAAAGAAUCGGACCAGUCGUUAUAUGCAGUACGAAAAGAAGACAACUAUAACCCGACGCAGUACCCAGUAUUUUUGUCGAAAAAAACCGAACCACAAUAUCCUAGCUUCACUCAAGAAGACAAUUUAUCUGAUGUACAGUAUCCCAGUAUCACUAAUGAAGUACCAGCCCAAGUGCAAGAUUACACAGUAACAGCAUCCAUGGGAAAUCCAAAGAUAAAUCAUAACGUUGAUACCAAGUUGUCAAUGCCCAUAAAUAAUAAGUUUGAAGUUGAGACUCCAGCUAUUAAUUUAUUUUCACCGCCAAUUGAAACUGAAGGAGGUUUUGUACCUAAGGGUAUCGGAAUGGACGAGUACUAUUCUGUAUACAAAAGCACACCAGCCCCUAUUGUACCACAUUUGACAACUUCGAUGCAGUUGGAACCAAAAGGCGAAUGUCUCACAAGCGACGGUAGACGUAUCUCUGACGGUGAAUCGAUAUCUAUCGCUUGUUCGAUUUGUUCGUGUGCUUGGGGAGAGCUGCAUUGUUCACAAAGGAUGUGCAGCACACCACCGGGAUGCAAGAGACGUGCUGCAAGUUUAAGCUCAUCUGAUUUGUGUUGCGGAGAACUUGUUUGUGAUCAUUUUAAUCAAACCACUUCAUCUCCAUUGUUUUCAAUGAAUAAAUUUGAACUUACUUUAAAUGAAUCAAAAAUACCGCAAGAUGGUAAGAAAAAUAUCGAAAUUUCAUCUCACCAAAGUACAAAUAUUUCAAAUGCAGAAAAUAUGACUGAAUAUAAUAACUCAGAAAUCGAACACCCUAUAAACAACAACGAACUAAGAAACGUAACGAACAAAGAAAAAAACACAGACAAACAAAGUACUUCAACAAAACCUAUUUCAAGUAAUUCGCCGAAUCUUUACGAAACAACACAGAAGUUAGAUAAUGACUUUAUUGAAAACAACAACCAUUCAUUGGAAUAUGAAGAUGAAGAAGAGGACGAAGGAUUUUCAUUGGGGAGUGUGUUACAGCUGUUGCUUAGUGAAACGUAUGAGACAACAUCAACAGCUGCUCCAACACGUAAAACAACAAAAGUUACCCCUCCACCGCCGCCGAAAUAUUAUACUACUAGUAGCUCCACCGCUACCAGUAAAGUGGAACUAACUACUGAACGUGACGACGCUUUUGUUCCAGUCCCCCAUCGCUUCCCUAUCAUACCUCCGAAAAAGAUAUAUCCUCAGAACCCAGUAAAUAGAAUUGAUCAUUUAGUACUUGGCGAAAUAAAUACAAUUAGAAGGACUACCUUAAAACCCUUUAAACCAAUCUCUUAUACCACAACACGUAAACCAAUAACCACUACAAAAACAACUCAGAAACCACUUACGACAAAAGUUCUAGAAAUAACCAGCAAAGUAGGAUUUUCUGGACAUUCUGUUGAAGUGAAGCCACCGAUACAUAAUUUAUUACCAGGUUUGAAUAUCGGUUUGCCGAAACUAGCUGGAUGUAAUAUCUAUGGGCGCAUGUACCGUGUGGGAAGGAUCAUAGCAGAGCUAUCGUCACCGUGUCAGGAGUGUAAGUGUACGGAAAUCGGUGUCCAAUGUCGCUCUCUGAAUUGCUGAGAGCAAAUUUAGGAAACUUGAAUUCCAGAAAUUGGAAUCAGACUGAAAAAAUAACCGAUAUGAAUACCUGAAGCAACCGAACUGAGGGUUCGUUAUCAAGUGACGUUCCAUAUCGAAUCAAUGUACAGAGUGUGGUUAUGUGUGUGAUUAGAUAAAGUAUAACGUAGGUUUAUAUUAAAUAAUAAAGUAAUUGUACCGCUGAAAGUAACCGUUGAUAUCUGUCAGCUUUGAUCUCAGAUAGUCGUUAGACUGAAUUCAAUUGUAACCCUGGAAAGAUUGAAAGUUACUUUGAAAAUUUGGGAAAAUAAACUUGCCUCAGUAGCGUAAACCACUUAAAUUAUUUUUAGCCAUCUAGUGUAGAGACAAUAAAAUAUACAUAUGAAAA